Molecule: messenger RNA, 1223 nt
Organism: Paramecium octaurelia
Lineage: Eukaryota; Ciliophora; Oligohymenophorea; Peniculida; Parameciidae
Source: the annotation of a GenBank genome assembly
AAUGUCAUAAAACUAAGGUGGAUAAAAUAUUAAUAGCCAGCGAUCAUAGCCGUCAGGAAAUCAAGAUUAAUAACAACAAGGAGCUUAGAAUGAUAAUUAAGAGUAAGUUCAAUAAGAAGCCUCUAAGAUGUUAGAUCAUAUAACAAAGGAAAAAGAGGAUCAACUGUCACCAAUAGAUUUUGUAAGUCAUUAUAUAAAUAUGAGUUAUUAUACAAAGUCAAAGAAGAUUUUAAAGAUACUCUUAGAGAAUCAAUAUAAGACUUUCUGGAAAAAUACUAAAAUGACCACUAAUCUAAUCUCAUAAAUAUGAGGACACAUUAUUGUUUCUGCAUGUGCAAAGCUCCUUUCGAAAUAAAUGAUUUUAAAAAGUCUACAGGUAUAGAUUAAUCCGGUGUAAUAAAAAGGUUUUAUGGAAAUAUUUACUUUAAUGAUUAAGCUUCAAAUUUUAUUAUAUACUAAGUGGUUAAUAUUGAAAAUAUUAAACAAUAUUUUAAUGAAGAUUAGUAUUAGCUAAAGUUAAUUGAAAAAUAUAAUAAAAAUUAUAACACCAGUCACUAUGAAAAGAAUUACUAAGAUUUUAAUAGUGGGUAUUUUUAUGGUAAGAGAUGUGGGCUUGGUUGUGAGGUUACAUCUGAAAAACAAAAUUUAAAUCGCAAGUUAUAUAUAGGUGAAUUCUUUAAUAAUAAAUAUCAUGGUAAAGGAACUUUGAAGGACCUUCCUAUGGACAAUUAAGAAGAUUAAACUGAUUAAUUUUUUGCAGGAGAAAAAGAAAAAGAAAUAUUUAAGUUUUUAUAUAAUCCUGAAAUAGAAAAAAAUAAAGAUAUAAAACCUAAAGUUAUAAAAGAAGAUCAAGAUCUUGGAGGUAAAAAUGGAAAAGGUACUUAUCAUGGGGAAGUGAACGAAUAGAAUUAGAAAAAUGGAUGGGGUGUAUUUGAAUUCAAAAAUAGAAAUAAAUACAAAGGAUAGUGGAAAGACGAUAAAAUGCAUGGAACUGGACAUUUUACUUGGGCAAAUGGAGAAGAAUACUUAGGAGAAUACUACAAUGAUAAGAAACAUGGAUUUGGUCGAUAUACAUAUUAAAAUAAAAAAGAAUAUCUUGGAUAAUUUUAUUAAGGUAGAUAACAUGGGCUGGCGUUAAUGAAAAAUAGUCAAAGUUUCAAUUUAUAAACUGAAUGGAAUUAUGGAUAAUUUUUGGUCUGAAUUCAUAUUUUUAAUAAUUUAGU